UACUGAACGAAGGCCGCCAUUUUGUUUCGUCCUUGAAAGUUGUUGGUAGAUUCGUCUUGGUUUUUGGAAGUAGUAUGGAUAGUGCUGUGACGCCUCACCUGUAAUGUGAUAAAAACUCCUUAUUACUAUCCUUAAAUACACUCUAUACUCAAGUCUCGAUGUCAGAAUCAGAAGACAAUUCCCAGCUCAAUUUCUUUAACUUUGGUGCAUGGAAUAGUGGAUGCAACAUGGAACUAAUCAAUAAUGAUAUUUGGCCCUUAAAUUCAGGCCCAUUUCUUGCUCAUUCAAAACUUAGUGGCCUAGGUCUUUCAACUGUUAAUAAACAACCAGAAAAAUUAUCUGGAGAUUCCAAAUUUGACAGUACAAAUUCCCUUUCUUGGUCACCAAACAACCCUCUUUUGCGACCUCCAAAUAAAAUGUCUAUUUGGUCAAGUGGUUUGCACUCAUCGGAGAUGAAACCUUCAGGAGCUUCCAACCCAUUAUGGGGAAAUUUAACCAAUCAAAAUGACCCACUUGUUUCAGAAGAUAUAUGGGAUUCAUCCCAUGACCCAAUAUUUCACAUGCCUAGAAUUAGUAAUGAAUUAGAUUCUUGGAAGCUGGACCAUCCUCAGUGUCUUGGAUCACCAACAGAUGCACCUACAACUGUCGGCGAUUCUGAUCUCGUUAACAGUCACAGGACUUUGGAAUUACCUCAAUCCAACAACAAUAGUAAUAGCAACCUCCCCGACGUUACCGCAAUGCUUUCUGGAUUAACUGUUAUGCCCAGAAAUUCUGACGACUCAACUGCUCAUACUAAAACAGCCAUAGGCUCUGCCAAUGAAAAUGAAUCGACAAAUCAGGCAUUUUCAACAGAACAAUUAUGUGACCGAUUAAUCAACACUAAUGAAGGUUGGGGUCGAAGACCUAUUGACCAAGCAACACCAUGGGAACCACUGGAUUCAAAGUUGAAUGACCAAAUAAAUCGUAGUGGUAUUACGACACCUACACCAGGUGCCUGCUCUUCUGGAUAUUUGUCUGGGAAUUACAAGAUGCCCUCACAAGCUCACACAUCCGAUUCCAAUGUAUGGACUAGUGAACCACCAACAGGGACAGGGAUAUGGGAAAUGCAUUAUGAAAGCCUAGGUGGUCGUUCAGCUGCUUGGCAAACAGAGUCACAGUCUUCAGUCUUUCGUGACAUGCCAUCUGUUGCUCAAGUUAACCCUAACCAUAUGAUGAAUUCUAGUCUUAAUAUUAAUCCUCGACCUGCUCCACAACUGCAGCAUAAUCGUUCUAGUGAUUGUCGAGAAUGGGAAGAUAAUGAGAGUAGAUUGUCUAAGAACUGGAAUAUCGGCUUAUCAGGCCCUCCCGAUCGCAACAAUUUGUUGUGGAACGCGCCUAUAGGUGUCACAGAUACUGAAGACCAACUCGGUGGAAGUGCGUUGCAUAGAAGACAGCCAGUGACUGUUUCCCAUCCGGAAGCCGUUUGGAAUAGUGCGAAUACUGUUCAUCCGUCCAGUGGUCGCCCGGUGCUCGGUGGAACUCGACCUAUACUCUCAACACAUAACCAACCAGAGGUUGAUACUUGGGACGGUGAUUCAAGUUUUAUGCGAUCUAAUAUGAAUCCAAACGGUGGUAUGGUUUCGUGGGAUACUUCAUCCAAUAGUAUGAUUGGUGCAAAUUGGGGGAAUCCAGGAAACUCUGGUUUACUUAAUUCCAUGCAAACACAAUUGCCUUCUGCUUCAGACGACAUCAGACGUCAGCAUAACUACAUGGGUUCAAUUUCAGUUACUCAGGGAUCUGAUCGACUACAAGUUCAUCCAUACAGCAAUACUUACCGUGCUGAUCUAGUUAAAUAUUUAAUGAGUCAAGGUUUUAAGAAAGAGGAUGCACAUGCUGCACUGAUUGCUUGUAAUAUGGAGCCAGAAAAAGCCUUAUCUGAAUUACGUGAGCGUUACAGCACCAAUAGGACCAUGACACAACCUUCAGAAAUUAAUCGUAAUUACGGAGUUAAUGGUGCAUCAUCAUCAUCAUCGCACACAGGAACAAGAAAUGGACCAAUGCAUCAAUUGUCAAAUGAUACUUCAUUAUCUCAGUUAUCACUUUCAGGAAAUAACUCGACUCCUUCUGCACAAAAUCAUCGUUUAAAGCAGUCAGGACCAUGUGUUACUACACAAAGUAAUACAAACCAAUUACUGUCGUCUAUGCAGCCAGUACCUAAUUCUCAAUUAAUGAGACAACAGAUCACUCAACAGGUUCGUUCUGCAUUAAAUCUUCCACUACCGAAUCCAUUGGGUGUACAAUUAAAUGGAAAUAGUUCAGUAGGUACUUGUGGUGGUUCACUUUUAGGUCAACCACCACCGCCUUCUUUAUCAAAUGUUAACCUAAAUACUCCAAUUCCACCGUCUACGAAUAACGCACAUCCACUCACUGGUGGUGGUGGUGGUUUACCGCCUACAACUACUCUAGGUCCUGCUAAGAAUAUUAACAGUAAUAUAAAUAACAAUAAUACUAAUAAUAAUCGCACACCAAUUGGGUCAGUAGCAGCUUUUAACCAAAAUCCAGCAAAACGGUCACCUCGUCAAUUAUCUAUCAUUAAUUCAAUAAUUGAUUUGCAAAAGAAACAUCAGAGCAUUCAGCAUCAAUUGACAGUAUAUCAUAAUAACCCGGCGCUUCGUUCUCAACCUCAGUAUGCUGAUGUGUUUGUUGAGCUACAGGGUCAGAUGCAGCAAAUCGAGACUCAACUUCACGCAAAACGCGCACAGCUUAAUUUAGCUCGCACACAAGAACCAGGAGCACAAUCGGUGGUACGGCCACCAUUGUUACCACCAAAUGGUACUGAUGUUGCCGAUAACUCUUUUCCUGCUAUCGGUACAUGGAUGUCUCCUUCACCAAAUUGUGGGGAGAAUUUCGAUAAAACCUUGACAGAUGGUCCAGGUUCAAAGUCAAAUCAUUUUUCGCGUACUGGAACAACUGGCAAAGCUUCUAAUAAUAAUAAUAAUAAUAGCAGUGGUGGUAAUAACUGGUCACCUACAUGGUCAACAUCAGUCAACAAUACAACUAAUCCCACAAUGCGCACCAAUCAUGCUCAAUGGCAGCAGCACCAGCAAGCUAACAACAGCAACAGUAAUAAUAAUAAUAGCAAUAACAAUAACAGCAACAACAACAACUGUCAAAUUCGUCCUAAUUUAGACAAUAACAUAAAUUUUCCGGUGGUAAAAAAUAAUUCUUUAGGUAAUCUUCACGGUGCUAAUGAGAUGCAAGGUCAAUGGUUAUUAGUACAACCAUUGAUAGGAUUGCCUGGACCUAGCAUACAUAAUCUACAGAAUAUUUUAUCAACACAUUUCAAACUGACAAGUUUUCAUGUUCUAAAUCCAAAUACAAAUAGUGUAUUAAUUCGCCUUCAUACUAUGGAAGAGACAAUGCAAUUGAUUAAAACUUUCGGUGAUCGUUUAGCUCUUGAACCAUUGUCAGAUUUGGAUGCUCGUGUUCACUUACAACAAAUAUCUCUAAACACUUGUUCAGAUGGUUUGACCUCAUCAUCAUCUAAUCAGUAUAAUGCAUUAUCAGAUAUGCACACCAAUUGGAAUAAUACUACUACUAUGAAUAAUAAUAAUAACGGCCAGUUCUAUGCUUUAAAUUCCAUCAAUAACAACAACAACAAUAGCAAUAAGAAGCCUAAUCAUCAAAUCUCUCGUUUUGGAAUAACCGUAUGCGGAAAUAAGUAGUAGAAGUAGUGUAUGACUGCUGUUGUCGUUGUUGUUUUACGGAAUCUCAUUCCUUCGGAAGGAUGUCUUCCAGUCUGAACGCGCCGCUUGUGCUUUCAGAUUUAUGCGUCUGCAGUGCAGCUAAACUUAUGACAAUUAAUGACAUACACACACACACAAAGUAGUAAGAGAAGUAUUAUCGAAUUCAACAGAAAGAAAACACAACAUUAUUCUUAUUAUGCUCAACUUUUACCAGAGUGAUGAACAUAUGUAGGAGAAGAAAUCGCAUUAUACUUUCUCACUCACUCACUCAUUCACACAUAUGCUGCUCCGUCUCUCCCUCUUUUUUGUCCUCUUUUCUACUAGUUAAUUCUUUCUUGCUGUGCCUAUGACUAUUCUGUGAUCCAGUGUGUAUGUGUGUUUAUUAAUUACAAUCAUGCCGUUUUUCGAAUUGUUAAUGCGUGUGCGUGUGUGUGUGUGUGGAUCAAAACUAGUCAGAUUUAUUGCCUUGCUGUUGUUGUUCUUGUUGAUGGUGGUGAUGAUGAUGAUGAUGUGUUGAUAAUGACGAUAACGAUAAUUGUUGAUUGUCAUCUUUUUUUAAAAAAUUAAUUAUUAUUACCUAUUAUCAUAAUUGUCCAUAUCUCUUAACACCCAACCCCGUACUUAUUGUUCGUCCAUCUGCAUAGAAUAACAUAUUAUACCUCAAUUGCCUUCCACACUGCAUCCUCUUCCUCAUAUUUCUUCUAUGUGUGUGUGUGUGUGUGUGUGUGUGUUUGUGCUCUAGAUCUCUGUAUGUGUCUGCUUGUUAAAAAAACAACAUUUUUUUUCAAUUUCAUGGUACUGUUUUUUCUAAACUCUGUCUAAUUUUAGCAGUCUUUCAUUUAUUUAUGUGUGUGUGUGUGUGUUUGCUCGUCUAGAUUCAGCAGCCUUUAUUUGUUAAACUUGAUUGUUUGUAAGUCUACUCGCCUACUUCUUCUAUUCCUCCUCCUACACAAUGUACUCCUUACACAGACACCUUCCUUUCUGUACAGAGGCUUCCAAAAGCAUCCAGUAUACAUGUAUUUAAGCUUUUCACUUAUUCUUAUAAACAAUUGGGUGGUGUUAUUCUGCUCUACUGGUUUACAUUUACAUUAUUAUUGUAUUUAGACUGUCGUCCUAAUGAUGAAUACAUUUCAUUUAUGAUAGACUUUGUAGACUAUAUACAUAACUGAAAAUCUUACCUCUUUCUCUCGUGUGUAUACGUGACAUACUCCUAUCUGUCUGUCUGUCUGCAUGUUUGAUUUUGCUCUCAUUUCAUUGGGCGUGAUUAAAACAAACAUAUGAAGAUAAUGAUGCCAGCAGUUGUUGUACUACUACUGCUACUACUCUGUGUUCUUUUCUUCCGCCUUAUAUAAAUAGUAGUAUACGUAUACAUACACAGAUCAUGUCUUUUUGGGCUGAAAAGACUCCAACUGUGAUGUAUUACACGUGUGUUAUGUGCUCAUUGUAUUUGUGUAUUCUUUCUUUCUUUCUCUCUCUCUUUACUCUUCACACACACAAGUUGUGUGUUUGUCUCUGUAUGCGUUUCAUCCCUCCUGAAUUCGCAUAUUUAUUAAUUAUGUACUCUGAUCCUUUUCGCCUGCCCCCAGCCAUCCGGCCAGCUAUCGCCUUUGUCUCCUUGACAAGAAAAAUAUACACCAAGAGAGAAGCUACUCAGACCGGUGCAAUAUAUAUACCCUAUAUAUGUGUAUGUGUUCCUCCUUUAUCCCUUGAAAAAAAUUAAUUUAUCAACUCUCUCUGUGUGUUUGUGUGUAUUGCCGUCUGUUUACACCUACCUCUGUGGGAUGAAGAAUAAAUAGCAUUACCCCCCCUCUCCAUCAACCUUUUAUUUUCUCAUAUUUUAGUGCUAAUGUAUGUUUAUACUCUAUUGUUGUCUAUCUGUGUUUUUUAUGUGUGUAUGUGUAUUUGUAUACUGUGACAUGUGCUGUAGAGUAGAGUAGAGUGGAGUGGAGUAGUUAGACAAAAAUAAUAAUAAUCCGUUCCAUUGACAAAGUUGUUGCGCACACAUUGAACUUUGUUCACCAUUUACCACUAACUACUAUUACACUGCUACUGUUGACAUCAACAACAACACCACCACCAAUAGUGUUGUUGUGUAACAAUUAUUAUUAUUGUAAGGUGGGUCAUUAUUCAAUUCCUCCACUUCGAAAUGAUAAAAUUGGAUGGAUAUAUAUAUUAUAUUUUUUCCGUAGUCUCAGUCCCAUUUUUUUUUCUUGUGCGUGCAUAUCUAAACUGGAAAUUAUAUAUACAUGCGCAUACAUACAUACGUAAAUUUAUACGUGUAUUUCUUUUAUUUUCUUCAGUGGUUUUGUCUUGUCUAGACUAUACAUAUAUAUGGUUCUUCAUUAUGCUGUGCGUGUGUAUGCCUGUUUGCUCGGGUGUUUAUCUUUAUUCCUAUCCUUAUAUGGUGUUCAGUUAUUUUUUAUAAGUCAACCCCACUCUCCUCUUUAUUAUCAAUAUUGUUAUCAUAAACAGUAAAUACGAAAAUACAUUUCCAAUCACAAAAUGGCCAUUUAUAUAUAUACAUAUGUAUGAAUGUGUGUAUAAGCAUUCACGAACCAUGUUUUGAUCGACUUUAUUGCAUUCAAGUUCACAAUCUUAUUAUUGUUAUUAUUAUUACUAUUAUUGUUGUUGUUAUGGUUAUCAUUAAUUAUUUCUAGCACACAAUGGUGUAUGUGCGUGUGCGUGUAUUGUUCCCGUGGAAAAAGGGAAAACCGAAGAAGUGGAACAAAACAAACAUGAUUAGAUUUUUCAAAUUGUGUCUAGUUAGUUUCAGCUCAAAAUCGUUGUCUUCUUCUGGGCUUUUUUUCCUACUACUGCUCCUCCUCCUUCACGACCACGUCCACCGAUAUAUUUUUUCGCAUUCACAUCUCUUUUUGAGUCAAAUGUUGUUUAAGCAAAUUAGAGACUUUCCAUUUCUCGAUACAGACAUGUCUAUUUUUGUGUUUUCGAAUUCUGAAUAAAAAUAAUAAUAAUUAUAGUAGUAAUAAUGACAAUAAUAAUAAUUCUGGCUGUUUACCCCCCAACCAUUACAAUCCAUUUCGAAAUUAGUCUUUCUACGAGUUAUGCUACUUACUAUUCAUGUCCUUUAUAAUAAUGAUGAUUGCAUUUUUCCUCUCUCUCUCUCUCUUUGUCGUCCUAUCAUGAAUACCAACAAGUCUUAGAUUGUAUACUUAUUUUCUUUUUCUUGAUUUUGCGGUCACUCUUCCCUUUCUUCUUCAAAGCGUUUAAAGUGUAUUUAUCAUUUAUACAUAUAUCUAUCUAUGUAUUUCUAUGUGUGUAUCAUCAAAUAGUCGAUUUAUGUCAUCCAUCACAACGACUAGGAUAUAGUAUCGUAUGGUGUGCGUGCGUGUGUAUGUUUAACUGAAGUCAUGCAUCUUUACACCCCCCCAUCUUUCUACUGUUGUCUCUGCUUAUUAUAAAUUUAUUACCUCAUUCCGGUGCAAAGAAAGUACUUAUACAAGAUAUAUCUAUAUAUAUCUCUAUACAUGUGUUGCCAAAUUUUCUCUGUAUCUCUUCUUCUUCUUUCAUACUUGUGUUUUUUUGUUCCCGUCUCUUCUUUCCAAUUUCUACUGAAAUAGUAGAAAUAAGAAAAUAAUAAUGCCUUUAAAAGUGUGUUUUAUUUAACCUGUGUAGUUAAAACAAAAACACAUUUGUUUUUUUUUUUUCAACCAACUCUUCUUAUAUAUACACAUUGAGUGUGUGUUUAUUAUUGAUUUCAACCUGUGAUCAGAGAGCGAUUUUUUGUCGUUGUUGUUGUUGUAGUACUUUCACUAAUAAUAGUAAAAAUGAGCAUCUAUUGUUGUUUAUACAUAUAUUAAAAAGUCAAUAUUUUCAUUCCAUUUCUGGGUAUUGUUAUUAUCUGUGGGUGAUGGUGCUGGUGCCAGUGUGUGUCAGUAGUACUGAUUCACAGUGAUGAAUGUCAUUUUAGUCUCGUUGUUAUCCGUCAUCACCUCCUCCUUCUUGUUGUUCUCUCGCUUUUUUUUCUAUUUGAUGAAUGAACAACGGAUGGAUAUUAUAUUAUUCCCUAUUAUGUCUUGAUGAUACUGCUACCCCCUCUCUCUCACUCUCGAUAUAUGCGCGCUGCUAGAGUAGUAGUAAAUCUUUGCAAAAACAACAUUUCCAGGGAUCCAACAUAUAUACAUACAUACAUACAAAUGUAUUUUGUGAUGUUUUUCUUGUGCCUGUGCUAACUAACUCCUAAUUAUAAACAGACUAGCCAUUAUAUUUCAUAUCACAUGUGUGCUUCCAAUUGAGUCUUAUUGUUAUUAUUUACAAUUGUUAUGUAUACAACAUAUAUAUACAUGCCUGUUGAUGAUGAUGCUGAUAAUGACAAUGACGAUGCUGUUGAUAAGGAGGAGAAUGAUUCUUCAACGCUUUCUUCAGAGUUUAUUAAUAUACACACAGCUGAGAUGAGAAAUAAAAGGAAUGCCUAGUGGAUUCACAGUCAUUCAGCCACUCACCCACCCACUCACUCACUGGCACAUAUACACACACAAGACGCAAUCAAAGUAUUUCUUUAUAGUAUUCAAUAACGAAAAAAACACACACAAACAAACAGACAAGAUCAACAAUAAACAAUUUGGUUGUGUAUACACAUAUAUAUCUACAUAUGCGUUUUAUUAUUAUUAUUAUUCCAAAAAAGCAACAACACCAUGGAUCUAUCUAAUCUCUAAUCUAAUGUGUUUUUUCUCUCUUCUAUUAACAUAUCUAUAUCAUAACUGCUCACAAAUCAAUGAAGAGUAUCCUCUAUCUGGUGAAUCUUCUCUUUAUAUACUACACAUUGUGUAAUGAUGCUUCAUUGGUGGUGUGGUGGUAGAAUAAUAAUUAUUAUUAUUUUUUGUUUUUGCUUUUUUUUCCAAUGUGGUCUGAACUUGUCGAUUCUUUCACCAUGUUGUACAACACACACGCACGCACAUGCGUGUUAUUCUUUUCCAGUUUGAGUUGUCUCGAUUUAUUCUUGUUCUCUGUCUUUUCUCUGGUGUUUUUUGUUGUUUUCUUUUCAUUACUUUUGUAUCCGCAUAAUCGUGUGUUUUUGUUUAUUUUUUCUUAAGAUUAUCGUCAGCAACAACAACAACAAAGAAAAAGUAUUAGAAUUUAUUUUGUAGAUUUUUGUUGUUGUUGUCGCUGUACUCUCUCUCUCUCUUCUCUUUCACAGAUAUAGCACAGCAGUUGGAUAGUCCGUUUAUCCUCACCCCUUCUUCUCCUGCUCCUCCUUCUCUUCCGUCGCCUCUUAUUACAUGAAACACACUCUGCUAAGCGUGUUUUGAUCAAGUUGCAUCGUACCUCUUCUUCGUCUUUUCACUUCGUUUUUUUUGUUGCUCUUACAGACAAUGAUGAAUGCUAAUUAAAACUAAAAAUAUAAUAAUCCAGUAAAGCAUUACGGUGUCAUUUAAUCGUCACCAUUUACUAUGAGCAUUGUGUUGUUUCGGUCAUAUAUUCAUCUCUUCUGCAUCAUUAAAAUUAGGAAUAUUUUCUAGCCAAACAAACCUACAAAACAUACUCAGCUGGUUCCAGGGACCUUGGUUUUUCAUUCAAGGGAAAGAAGAAAAAAUAAAGAGAAAUUUCACACAGUAUAAUAAUAAUAAUGCCUCUUUUUGUUUUCCGCUCAUUCCUGUUUUCUUCUUUAUUUUCCAAAUUAUGUCAACAAUAACUGUGUGUUUUUCCUUUUUUUUAAAAAAACAGAAAAAUUAGAAAGAUUUAAGAAGAAGGUGAUUUUCCGUGUGUUGUUCUAUUUGUGUUCUGGUGAAUUACUCUGUUAGUACUACUGCUUAUACUGGUAUUCUCCUUCACUUCUUUGUCGUUAUUAUUAUUAUUACUAAUACUAUUAUUGUGUAUGUGUGUGUGUGUUUGAGGCUAGCUCAGCUUUUUGCAACUGUGAAACUUGCCAAAUUAUUUUGUGCGCCAAGUCAUCUCAAACAAAAAUGUAUCCGUGUGUGAAUGUGUGUCGUCCGUUCAAUUUAAAUUCUUCAGUUAAUUCUUCUUUUUUUCUCUCUCUCUCUGAGUCUUUAGUAAGGUUGUUGCUGUGCCCCCCCCGAAGGGUUUGGGUGCACACAAAUGCGUGUGUGUGCAUGUACGUGUGCCUCACCAUUGGAGGAGUGUGGUGUGGUGUGAAUCCCGAUUCCAAGGGGGAAUUGAAAUUCUUGUUUAAAUGUUUUGGUUUCAUAUAAUGGUCAUAUCAUAAUGAUGUAUGCUUUUUUCUAUUAUCAAGUGCUUGCUUGUCAAGAAGUUAUCUA
Molecule: messenger RNA, 9958 nt
Organism: Trichobilharzia szidati
Lineage: Eukaryota; Metazoa; Platyhelminthes; Trematoda; Strigeidida; Schistosomatidae
Source: the annotation of a GenBank genome assembly